Molecule: messenger RNA, 2069 nt
Organism: Ziziphus jujuba (common jujube)
Lineage: Eukaryota; Viridiplantae; Streptophyta; Magnoliopsida; Rosales; Rhamnaceae
Product: splicing factor U2af large subunit B
Exons: 13
Coding region: 149-1969 (606 amino acids)
Biological process (GO): mRNA processing
Cellular component (GO): U2-type prespliceosome; commitment complex; nuclear speck
Molecular function (GO): poly-pyrimidine tract binding; pre-mRNA 3'-splice site binding
Source: RefSeq, a predicted model, not a curated record
UAUAUAAGGGGUAAAUCCAGUGUCGCAAGCCCUAGAAAUCUCAAAGCUCUGGGCUAGUGCAUAGUCUUUCACGUUUCGCAGACAAUCUCUUAGAUUGACGGUCGCGAAGGGCGGUAAUAGCGAUAAGUUCUCAAGAAUCUCACAAAAUAUGGCGGAUUACGAAGAAAGAUACGAAGGAAAUGGAGAGGACGUCGACAACUACGGUGGUGGUGGUGGUGGUGGUUCCACUCCCCACCCUCGUAGUAACAGCCAUGGCGUGCCUGACGAUUACAAUGAAUCAAAAUCUCAGCAUGGUUCUCGUGAUUAUGAGAGAGAGUCUUCCAGGAGCAGAGAAAAGGAAAGAGAAAAGGGAAGAGAUAAGGAGAAGGACCGCGAUAAAGAUCGAGAACGAGAUAGGGACAGAGAGGGGAGGAGAAGUAGGGACAGGGAGAGGGAGAGGGAGAGGGACAAGGAUAGGGAAAGAGACCGAGACAGGGAUAGGGAUAAGGACAGGGACAGGGAGAGGGACCGAGACAGGGAUCGUGAUCGACAUCACAGGGAUCGCCACAGGGACCGAAGUGAGAGAAGGGAGCGUGGAAGAGAUAGGGAUGAUGAUGAUGAUGAAGAAUUUUACCGCAGCCGUGACUAUGACAGACGAAGGGAUUAUGACAGAGACAGGGAGGAUAGGCACAGGCGCAGAUCAUCAUCACGCUCAAGGGGUAGAUCUGAGCAUAGAUCCAAGUCAAGGUCACGUUCUCGGUCACGCUCAAAGAGCAAGAGGAUUAGCGGUUUUGAUAUGGCACCUCCGGCUUCUGCAAUGCUAGCUGGUGCAGCUGCUGCAGGUCAGAUUCCUGGGGCUAGUCCAACCAUUCCUGGAAUGUUUCCCAACAUGUUCCCUCUUGCGACUGGUCAGCAGUUUCCAGCUCUUCCUGUUAUGCCGGUUCAGGCAAUGACGCAGCAGGCUACUAGGCAUGCCCGGCGGGUUUACGUUGGAGGGCUUCCCCCUACAGCAAAUGAACAGUCAGUUGCCACGUUUUUCAGUCAAGUUAUGGCUGCAAUUGGAGGAAACACUGCUGGUCCAGGGGAUGCGGUUGUAAAUGUUUAUAUUAAUCAUGAAAAGAAGUUUGCUUUUGUGGAGAUGAGAUCUGUUGAGGAGGCAAGCAAUGCUAUGGCAUUAGAUGGAAUUAUUUUUGAGGGAGCCCCUGUUAAGGUGAGGAGGCCUAGUGAUUACAACCCUUCUCUUGCUGCAACGCUUGGUCCAAGCCAACCCAAUCCCAAUCUGAAUCUGGCUGCUGUUGGUUUAACACCAGGUUCUGCUGGUGGGCUUGAGGGACCUGAUCGCAUUUUUGUGGGGGGGUUGCCCUACUAUUUUACAGAAGCACAGAUCAAGGAAUUGCUCGAGUCUUUUGGACCCCUUCGGGGUUUUGAUCUUGUGAAAGACAGGGAAACUGGAAACUCAAAAGGCUAUGCCUUCUGUGUUUAUCAAGAUCUUUCAGUUACAGACAUAGCUUGUGCAGCUCUUAAUGGAAUCAAAAUGGGGGAUAAAACACUCACUGUUAGGCGUGCUAACCAGGGUGCUAACCAACCCAAACCUGAGCAAGAAAGUGUACUAUUGCAUGCGCAGCAGCAGAUUGCAUUGCAGAGGUUCAUGUUAUUACAACAGCCUGGUGCAGCAGCCUCCAAGGUUGUAUGCCUUACUCAAGUAGUUUCUGCAGACGAGCUAAGAGAUGAUGAGGAAUAUGAAGACAUUGUGGAAGACAUGAGGCAGGAAGGCGGGAAAUUUGGGCCAUUGGCAAGUGUUGUCAUCCCACGACCACUGCCCGAUGGGCAACCAUCACCUGGAGUGGGAAAGGUGUUUUUGGAGUAUGUGGACGCGGAUAGCGCUUCCAAAGCUCGCGCGGGAUUGAAUGGUAGAAAAUUUGGUGGAAACCAAGUAGUUGCCGUGUUUUAUCCGGAGAACAAGUUUGCUGAGGCGGACUAUGAUGGCUAGUUAAGGCGGACUCAUCUUUUAUUUGUCGCUUUAGGCGAUAAGACAAUUAUAUAGUAUUUUUGAAUCGAAGAAAAUAUUAAUGAAUUUUAGAUUGACACUA